Molecule: messenger RNA, 1807 nt
Organism: Brassicogethes aeneus
Lineage: Eukaryota; Metazoa; Arthropoda; Insecta; Coleoptera; Nitidulidae
Source: the annotation of a GenBank genome assembly
GUUUUCCUGUAAAUCCCCAAAUAGUAAAAAUGCUUGUAUACCGGCUUUGUUAUUAGUGCACAAAUUAUUAAAUAUGGAUAUCUUCACAAUUUUUGCUUUGUUUUGUCUUUCUUUUGCAACCAAUAACGGUUUAAGCAUUCAAGAGAUUAAAAACAAGUUCAAAAACAAUCCAUGCAUACCAGCUUAUAUUGCUUCAAGUGGGGACUCCAUAGACAUCAUUGACGAUAGUUAUAUUGAAGAAAAACCAUAUCAUUCAAUCGGGGAAGUUUUAUUCGACAAACAAGCUCAGACUAAACUCGCACAGCUACACGAGUUGGCCGUUUUUAAUGGACUUAAAUACAAAUACACUCUUAUCAAAGAAGAAGGCCCAGCACAUAAAAAAGAGUUCACCAUUCUUCUUAAAUUGGGAGAAGAUGAAUAUGAAGGUACAGGAAAAAGUUUGAAGGCAGCUCAAAAGGAGGCAGCUUCUAAAGCAUUGCAAAAUUCAGUAUUUAAACACCCCGCACCAAAAAAUAUCAACGAUCUUACUCCAACUGUUUUAUUAAACAAUAUUGCCAACCAACUUGGUUUAGAGGUUAAAUAUGAGUUCAUCAAUCCAUUUAUAAAUCAGGUAACACAAACCACAGAAGUGAAACCAAAAAAAUCGUACAUACAAAAAAUGAACGACACUCUCGAUGAUCAACACAUCAAAAUGGCAAAAUCCAUAGACCAGCACCAUAAAGGCCCAUUUACCGUGGUUGUAACGUUGGGAAACGAGGAAUUCAUUGGCACAGCCCACACAAAACAAGAGGCCAAACAUAAGGCAGCCACAACAGCUUUGGAAAGCAUAAAAAUAAAUAAUAUGCAUGAAGAAUCACCCUGUUUUAAAGACGAAAACGGACCGGAAUGCAAAAAAGCUAAAGAAACUGUUAAAAAUCCGAUUUCCAGAAUUUACGAGGCGGCUCAAAAAAAUAAUUUGGUUGUUUCUUUUAAUAUUGUCGAAGAAAGUGGUGCAGCACAUAAAAAAGAGUUCACUACUGAGUGCAAGUUGGGUGAUUUUGUAACUUUUGGGAAAGGGGGUUCAAAAAAGGCUUCAAAGAAAAAUGCUGCAGAAAAUAUGGUAAUAAAUUUGCCUAAUUUGGUUAUGAAUGAGGAAAUAAAUAAUGUUGGAAGUGUUAAUAAUAAUAAUUUGGAAAAAACUAAAAAAAAGAAAAAUAAAAAAAAUAAAGUGAAUAAAGAAGAAAAUAACAAUAUUAAUAAAAAUGAGGAUGGAACAUUCUUAAACAAUAUUAUUGGAAGCAUUUUUGGUAAUAAUGACCAAAAUGAGGUUUCUUCAAAUGAUAACAUUGAUAAUGAUAAUGAAAAUUCGGUUGACAAGAAAAAUAAAAAAAACACAAACGUCAAAUCCAUGCAAACAACUUUAUUGGAGUUGGCGAAUUCCAAGCAAUUUGAAGUAAAUUAUUUAGAUUUGACUUCGAAAAACGAAAAAGACGAAAAAUCGUAUACUUUGUUGUCCAUGGCGAUCAAUCCGACUGUUCUUUGUUUUGGGGAGGGUAUAAAUCCAAAAUCUUCUAGAGAAGUUGUUUCUAUGCUUGGUUUAAAGAUGUUAAAUACACUGGGUAUUCUGGAUGUUUACAUGGAAAAUCUUGUUGUACUUCAAAAUGACCCAAGCGAUGUUCCUGGAGAGAGCAUUAGUGUUAUUUUAAGCCCUGACCCUGUCAAAAAAAUGUAAUUAAGGUAAAACUGAUUAAAUUUAAUUAUCUACUAAAUGUGAUUUAUUAUUAUAUAAAAUAACAUAUUCUUUGUUAGAAAUAAAACUGAGUUUUAC